AUGGAUCUGAGCUACGUGGGCACCAUCUCCAUCGGCACGCCGCCCCAGCAGUUCUCUGUCAUCUUUGACACCGGCUCAGCCAACCUGUGGGUGCCCUCGGUGUACUGCUCCAGCCCGGCUUGUGCCAACCACCAACGCUUCGACCCGGCACGCUCCUCCACCUACCGCAGCACCACCACCAGCGUGGCCACCUGGUAUGGCACUGGCAGCAUGGUCGGCGUGCUGGCCUACGACACCGUCACGAUUGGGAGCAUCCAGGUGCAGAACCAGAUGGUUGGGCUGAGCCAGUGGGAGCCCGGCUCCUUCCUCGUCCACGUGCCCUUUGAUGGCUUCCUGGGGCUGGCUUUCCCCCGCAUCGCCUCCUCCGGUGCUACCCCCCUGUUUGACAACAUGAUGAGCCAAGGCCUUCUGGCUCAGGACCUCUUCUCCAUCUACCUCACCCCCGACAAGCAGAACGGCAGCUUCGUGCUCUUCGGUGGCAUCGACGACGCCCACUUCACCGGGAACCUGAGCUGGAUCCCGCUGACUGCCCAAACCUACUGGCAAAUCAAGGUGGACAGAAUCACCAUGCACGGCCUCCCCAUCGCCUGCACCCACGGCUGCCAGGCCAUCCUGGACAGCGGCACCUCGAUGCUGGCAGGUCCUGGCAUCAGCAUCCGCCGCAUCCACUACAAGAUGGGAGCCACGCACAGCCCCAGCGGUCUGCACACAGUGAGAUGCGGCUCCGUUCUGCCCGACAUCGUCUUCGUCAUCGCCGGCACGCCGUUCCCAUUGCCAUCCCAGUUCUACGUCCUCCAGAUGGAGGAUGGCUCCUGCGUGAGUGGCUUCGAAGCCUACGCCCUUCCCACGGCUGCUGAUGAGCUCUGGAUCCUCGGCCACAUCUUCCUGCGCCGCUACUACAGCGUCUUCGACAGAGCCAACAGCAUGGUGGGGCUGGCGCCCGCCGCCUAA
This is a messenger RNA of Gallus gallus (chicken), 951 nucleotides long. RefSeq names its product pepsin A-like (gene PGA3L). Lineage: Eukaryota; Metazoa; Chordata; Aves; Galliformes; Phasianidae. The coding region runs from base 1 to 951 and encodes 316 amino acids. The transcript has 8 exons. Gene Ontology annotation, biological process: proteolysis. Gene Ontology annotation, molecular function: aspartic-type endopeptidase activity. The record is from RefSeq and is a predicted model, not a curated record.